AUGGGGUUUGCGGGUGGUAGUGGUAGCAAACCCAAUACUUUCCCCACUCAGAUCACUUGUUACAAAUGUGGUAAGCCAAGGCACAUCUCCUCAAAUUGUGCUGAUAAAGGCAUGACCUGUUUUAAUUAUAGACAAAGGGGGCAUAUUCAAAGAGAUUGUCCAUAUCCCAAGAAGGAGCAAAAUGGUAGGGGCCUGAAUGAUCAAACUGGACAUUCGAAGGCCGUAAGAAGAGUCUUUACCUUUAACGGUGCCGAAGCUUCAAAAUCCAAAGAUCUAAUCCAAGGGAAACUUAAGCUUUCUGUGUCUUCUUUAAAUAAAGAUCUGGUAGUAGAGACUCCAACUAGUGGUUCUGUGUUAACUUCUAAUGUGUGUUUGAAUUGUCCUGUGGAAAUUUCUGGUAGAACAUUUUUGAUUGAUCUGAUUUGUUUGCCUUUAAGCCAAAUUGAUGUUAUUCUGGGUAUGGACUAG
Messenger RNA from Glycine soja, 468 nucleotides. RefSeq lists its product as uncharacterized. The coding region runs from base 1 to 468 and encodes 155 amino acids. Gene Ontology annotation, molecular function: nucleic acid binding; zinc ion binding. NCBI's taxonomy places the organism in Eukaryota, Viridiplantae, Streptophyta, Magnoliopsida, Fabales, Fabaceae. The record is from RefSeq and is a predicted model, not a curated record. The transcript is spliced from 2 exons.